Molecule: messenger RNA, 3267 nt
Organism: Manihot esculenta (cassava)
Lineage: Eukaryota; Viridiplantae; Streptophyta; Magnoliopsida; Malpighiales; Euphorbiaceae
Product: potassium channel KAT1
Exons: 10
Coding region: 705-3074 (789 amino acids)
Biological process (GO): transmembrane transport; potassium ion transport
Cellular component (GO): membrane
Molecular function (GO): voltage-gated potassium channel activity; protein binding
Source: RefSeq, a predicted model, not a curated record
CCAUUUCACACUUAUGGUCCUGAUUGAGCUGCAUGAAAAAACAACCUUUAGGAACUGCUAGGAAGGAAGAGGGAAAAAAUUUAGUCUCAGAAGAGAAACCCCUCUAAGUAAAAUUAUUAUUGGUCGUCAACGUGGCAUCCAUGACCAGAAUCCCUCUGCUUAAAUCUACUGAGGGUAUUUAGUUUCUCUCUGGAUUUUUGAAAUGAAAACACCACUAUAUUUUCACUCAAAUCUGUCCUCGCAAAACCUUUUUAUUUGACUUACGCCUCCACAUAGUUGAUCAUGGACCUUCCACCACCAGCAGCACAAUCACACUAAGCAGAAACACCAUUACCAUCUUCUUUGCUCUCUCUCUCUCUCCCCCUGCAACUACAUUACAGAAAGUCUCUUGUCUGCCACUUAUACUGCCAUUUCAUAUCGCCUUCUUUCUUUGAUUGCCUGUGGUUUUUAUCUUCUUUCUUGUCCAAACAGGAUGGAAAGUUCUCUUUUCAUGCUUUCAUUUAUGUCCUUUAAUGACGCGCUAGUUGCAUAAGCUACCUGCAGAAUCAUUUCAUAGACGUAAAGGGUAUUCAGGAAAAAGUUGAUAGAAAGUAAACCCGUGUCACCAGUCACAGGCCUUCCAGUCCAUAUAAAUAAAGCCAUUCCUAAGGGAUUCAUCUCCAUUAAAAACUUAACAGUAGCCAUAGGAAUUCAAAGAGCCCAAGAUGUCACUUUCCUAUGCCAAAAAUUUCUUCCAUCGAUUCUGUAGCGAUGACAUUCAAAUGGAAGGCAUCCCCCAUGGUAGCUUCUUUUCUAGUGACCUCCUACCAUCCCUUGGAGCUAGAAUAAACCAGGCAACCACACUUCGAAGACACAUAAUUUCCCCCUACAAUUCCCGCUACAGGGCUUGGGAGAUGUGGCUUGUUGUGCUAGUCAUUUACUCAGCUUGGAUCUCUCCGUUUGAGUUUGCAUUUCUAACUUACAAGAAAGAUGAUGCUCUUUCAAUCAUUGACAACAUUAUCAAUGGCUUCUUUGCCAUUGAUAUUGUUCUCACCUUUUUCGUUGCAUAUCUCGACAGCCAUACUUAUCUCCUUGUUGAUAAUCCAAAGAAAAUCGCAAUCAGGUACAUAUCUACUUGGUUUCUGUUUGAUGUUUGCUCUACUGCACCAUUUCAGUCCCUCAGUCUCCUGCUCACAAAUCAAAGCAGCAGCCAAAUUGGCUUUAGAUUACUCAACAUGCUAAGACUCUGGCGUCUCCGACGGGUCAGCUCCCUUUUUGCAAGACUUGAGAAGGACAUCCGGUUCAACUAUUUUUGGACUCGGUGCACAAAGCUCAUCUCUGUGACCCUGUUUGCAGUACACUGUGCUGGAUGCUUUAACUACUUGAUUGCAGAUAGGUACCCUGAUCCAAAGAGAACAUGGAUAGGUGCAGUAAACCCAUAUUUCAAAGAAGACAGUCUCUGGGACAGAUAUAUAGCUGCAAUUUACUGGUCUAUUACUACACUAACUACAACUGGAUAUGGGGACUUGCAUGCUGAGAACCCCAGGGAAAUGCUUUUUGACAUCUUCUACAUGUUGUUCAACUUGGGAUUGACAGCUUACCUCAUAGGAAAUAUGACAAACCUUGUUGUUCACUGGACCAGCCGCACAAGGAAUUUUAGGGACACAAUUAGAGCAGCUACAGAAUUUGCCACCCGAAAUCAACUGCCACCUCACAUACAAGAUCAACUGCUGUCGCACUUGUGUCUGAAGUUCAAAACAGAAGGACUGAAGCAGCAAGAAACCCUGAAUGGUCUGCCAAAAGCAAUUCGUUCAAGCAUAGCACACCAUCUUUUCUACCCCAUUGUCGAAAAAGUUUAUCUCUUUCAAGGGGUUUCUUAUGACUUCCUCUUCCAAUUGGUUUCAGAAAUGGAGGCUGAAUAUUUUCCACCCAAGGAGGACAUAAUUCUGCAAAGUGAAGCUUCAACAGAGCUUUAUAUACUUGUCUCAGGAACAGUGGAUUUGAUGUCUUGUGCUGAUGGGAUUUACCAGGUCAUAGGGAAAGCAACUGCAGGGGAUAUUUUUGGAGAGAUAGGAGUUUUAUAUUGCAGGCCACAACCUUUCACAGCUAGGACAAGUGAGAUUUCUCAAAUACUACGACUAUCCAGAACUUCACUGAUUAACACCAUACAGGCAAAUAUGGAAGAUGGUCACAUAAUAAUGAAUAAUCUUUUCAAGAAACUGCAAGGGUCAGAAAGCACAGGCUUUGAUUACCAGAACAAAGCUCCAGGAAAAAUUCUUAAUGCAUGGUGUGAUGAAGGAUCAAAUGAAGGAUGGGGUUCUGAGGCAAUAUGUCAAAAUUACUCACAAGAAGAGCCAAUGAUGCAAGAAGCAGGAAAUUCAUCUGCUGAGGAACUUGAGGCUAGAGGAAAAAGCAGAGGAAUAGGUCAUAAUUUUCUUACACAAGGACCCGAUAUACAUUCAACAAUUGAGGACGACCAAAUGGCUCUUCAGUUUCACACUGCUGUUCACAAAGGGCAUAUUGAAAUGGUUAAGAUUCUGCUGGAAGGAGGAGCAAAUGCAGAGAAAUCAGAUGCCAUAGGACGAACCCCGAAAGCUCUAGCAGAACAGCAGGAAACCAAGAGCAUUUAUGACCUUUUAAAUAAUAAAAAUACUAGGAAAAUAGAUGAAUAUAUAAUAGAUUUUAUUGAGCCAAAAUCAGAUGAAACCAAGAAGCCAAGCAAACAAAAAGGAGUUGGUGGGCCCAAUUAUUUCAAUGUCCAUUCCAAAAUGGUACCCACAAACUCCAGUCCACGCCCCCAUAGCUGUCCCAAUGAUGGGGAAACAAAGAAUACAAAGAAGAGAGUCACUAUCCAUAUGCAGUUUCAUAACAGAAGUAAAUUGCAGAGACCUUUUGGAAAGCUAAUAAUGCUACCUGAUUCCAUAGAAGAGCUGCUCAGAAUUGGUGGUAAGCUUUGUAUGACCUCAAAUGAGCAUUUGAACGUUAACCUAAAUAUUAGGAACAAAAAUUAUAUAUUAAUCUCAAGUGUGAACAGAUCUAAGAAUAAAUGCAAACAAAAAAAUGAACAAAGACAUCAAACCUUGCACAAGAACUAAUAUUGCUCAAUCAUGUUUUCUUAUGCUUUAUCCAAUUUGUCACCAUAGCAACUUGUUAUACUGCAGGUGAAAAGUUUGGCGGCUACAAAUUUUCAAGAGUCAUGAAUGCCGAGAAUGCAGAAAUAGAUGAUACAUGUGUUAUUCGAGAUGGUGAUCAUCUGUUUCUCCGUCAAAAUGACUCUGAAAAUUCGGA